GACGGACCGACGAAUCAAACAACAGACCUGCCAGUACAGCUGUUCAGCAGGGUUCUUGCAUUCUGACUAUCUGGUGUAUGUACAGGUGUGUGUGCAGGUGUGCAGAGCACUGUGUGAACAUGAGCUACCUGCUGUUAAUCUCUGGUUCUACGUCACCAGCUCCACGGUAACUUUACCUGAAGACAGUGUCGGUAUCGGAAAUACAGUCCUGCAGUUUCAAACUCAGCAGAGCUGACAUCUGGACAAGCCCCCUCCUGUAAGCCCCGCCCCGUGAUGACAUCAUAAAUCCAUCCAUCAGCAGCAGUUCAGACCGAAAGAGUCAAACUGAGCAGAGAAACUUGAGCUCCACACACAGAGGAGGAGAAGAAGAAGAAGAAAUGGCCGACUCAACCAGUAGCGACUGUUCAUCAUCAUCGUACCACAUCUCCUCCUCCUCCUCUUUGCUCAGAGACCUCACACACUCAGCCUUACAGCUCGUCCACUGGAAGGAACCGAAAAAGACGGCGGCGGCGUUCGGCCUGUCGUUGCUGGUUCUCGUCUCCGUGGCGACGCUGUCCGUCAUCAGUGUGGUGUCCUACCUGUUGCUGACUUGUCUCUGUGUCACCAUCACCUUCAGGGUUUAUAAAUCAGUGAUCCAGGCCGUCCAGAAGUCAGACGAAGGUCAUCCAUUCAGAUCUCUGCUGGAGAGGGACAUCUCUGUGUCCUCGGAGUCUGUCAGGCUGCUCGCCGAUCAGUCUCUGAUCCAUCUGAACUGGUUCAGUAGUCGGACCAGGAGGCUGCUGCUGGUGGAGGACCUGGUUGACUCUCUAAAGCUGGCUGCAGUCAUGUGGAUCCUGACUUAUGUUGGUGCCAUUUUUAAUGGAGUCACCAUCCUGAUCCUUGCUGAUAUCAUUUUCUUCACAACUCCCCUGCUCUACCAGAAGAAAAAGAUGCAGAUUGAUCAUUACAUCAAGUUGAUUCAGUCCAGAGUGGAGGAGACGCUGCACAGGCUGCAGGACAGGUUACCUGGAGCGGUUAAAAAAACCAAAGCUGAGUGACCAUCUGACCGACACACACCUGCACACGCUGUGGUUCCUCACCCUCAUCUGAUUGGUCCAUUUGUCAG
Molecule: messenger RNA, 1105 nt
Organism: Chelmon rostratus (copperband butterflyfish)
Lineage: Eukaryota; Metazoa; Chordata; Actinopteri; Chaetodontiformes; Chaetodontidae
Product: reticulon-3-B-like
Exons: 9
Coding region: 378-1037 (219 amino acids)
Biological process (GO): endoplasmic reticulum tubular network formation; brain development; neuron differentiation
Cellular component (GO): neuron projection; postsynaptic density
Source: RefSeq, a predicted model, not a curated record